UGUUGACUUCCGGUAACUUUUGGCCGGUGUGCAGUUUGAUUUUGUGACGAUACUUGAUACAGUUGUUGUUAAACUCGAAGUUGUAACUGUAACCUCGCACUAGUGAUUCGAAGAUGCUACCUUUAUCGCUGCUGAGGACAGCGCAGAAUCACCCCAUGCUGGUAGAGCUUAAAAAUGGGGAAACCUACAACGGACACCUGGUCAACUGCGAUAACUGGAUGAAUAUAAAUCUCAGAGAGGUUAUCUGCACAUCUAGGGAUGGUGACAAAUUCUGGCGCAUGCCGGAGUGCUACAUCCGUGGCAGCACCAUCAAAUACCUGCGCAUCCCCGACGAAGUCAUCGACAUGGUCAAGGAAGAGGUGCAGAUGAAAAGCAGAGGCCGCGGAGACGGUGGGAAACGUGGUGGUGGUCCUGGCGGUCGUGGAGGACGGGGAGCUCCAAGAGGCGGGACCUUUGGUGGCCGUGGUGGCGGAAGAGGCGGACCGGGCCGCGGAGGUCAAGGACGAGGUGGAAGAGGAAGGCCUAAUUAACGUUCUCAUCGCGAUGCAGCAAAGGUGUACAUGAAAGCUUGCGGAGUCUUGCGUGCAGCCACCAUUUUGUAAAUAAACGCCUCAUUUCAUA
Ornithodoros turicata is the source of this 621-nucleotide messenger RNA. Its product is annotated as U6 snRNA-associated Sm-like protein LSm4. Gene Ontology annotation, molecular function: U6 snRNA binding. Gene Ontology annotation, cellular component: spliceosomal tri-snRNP complex; U6 snRNP; P-body. The record is from RefSeq and is a predicted model, not a curated record. The transcript has 5 exons. Gene Ontology annotation, biological process: nuclear-transcribed mRNA catabolic process; mRNA splicing, via spliceosome; spliceosomal snRNP assembly. The coding region runs from base 114 to 530 and encodes 138 amino acids. Lineage: Eukaryota; Metazoa; Arthropoda; Arachnida; Ixodida; Argasidae.